AUGGUCACGGGGGUACCAAUCGCAGCUGGCAACGGACGAGAGGCAGGAACCUCCAUCACUGGUCUGCUCGAGUUGCUGGACCAGGAGAGGCACUAUAGCUGGGGUCCAGCCAUAGAGGUGCUGGUGUUCCUGUUCUGGCUGGCCAGCGGAGCUUCUUACCAUAUCGUGUCCCGGGCAUUUGAUAUGCCCAAGACUACGGUGCAUGACCUUGUGCACCGCAUCUGCGAGAACCUUGUGUGUGUGAUGCCACUAGUCAUCAGGGUGCCGUCCACCGCAGAGGAGCAGAGGGAAGUGGCUGAUGGAUUUGCUAGGCUGGCUGGGCAUGGGGCCUUCGGUAAGACCUUGGGAGCCGUUGAUGGCUGUCAUGUCAGGAUCAAAGGCCCAGGAGAACCCCAUGCCCAGUGCUACCUGAACAGGAAACUCUUUCCAUCGCUUCAGCUUCAGGCAGUGUGCGAUCAUGCUGGUCGCUUCAUUGGAGCACUGGUCAAUGUUGCCUCUGCCCAAACUCGUCAGUACUACUUUGAGAGUACACCACUGAACUGGACUGAAGCUCAGAGCUUCUGCAGACAGGUCUACACUGACCUGGCCACCUUAGAAAACACAACUGAUGUCAGUGCUGUACUCAGGACCACACCAAGCUACACAGGAAAGGCUUGGAUAGGUCUCUAUGGCGACAGCUGGAGAUGGUCUCUGAAUGACAGCAGCUUCUACAAUGAAGGAGAGACAGAGUUUAGAAACUGGGCUCCUGGACAUACCAGAAAUCCUAAUGGACAACAGCUCUGUGUGGCGCUUCAAAGCUAUUACUAUUACUAUGACUAUUUAUAUUUAUAUUACAAUUACUUUAUCUACAAUGGAAAAUGGUCUGAAAUUGCUUGUGACAUCCAACGGCCAUUUGUGUGCUACAACGGUACAGCAAAUGGCACAUCAUCCUUUGUAAAAGUCAACUCACCUUUGAAGUGGACUGAAGCUCAGAGCUACUGCAGGGAGAAUUACGUCGAUCUAGCCAGCAUACGAAAUCGGGCAGAAAAUUACGUCAUCACAAAGCUGACAGGUGCUGACUCUGUGUGGAUCGGUCUGCACUGGGAACGACUGUGGUCUGAUGGGAGCACCUAUCCGCUUCAGUACUGGGCCAGUGGGCAACCAGACAGCGCAGGGCAGUGUGUCACCACAGCAUUCAGAAACUCAGGACUGUGGUCAGAUGAUAACUGCUCCCUCACUUUCCCGUUCAUCUGUUACUCAACAACUCCUCCAAAAACAGAAGACUUCAGAUCAAUAGGACAAGAUGAGACCAGUAUCACUCUGCAGUGGAAUAAAGUGAACAACAACUUCAGCUUUAUUCUCCAGUUUAAUGAUGCAGAGAUCAACAUCACUGCACCAGAUGGAGAUGGACCAGUAACUCACACAGUCUCAUCUCUCACUGCUGCAACUGAAUACACAUUCACUCUCUUCUCUGUGUUUGAGAACGUCAGAAGCAGUGGAGUAAACAUUACUGCAGUUACCGCUCCUCCAAACGCAGAAAGCUUCAGAUCAAUAGGACAAGAUGAGACCAGUAUCACUCUGCAGUGGAAUAAAGUGAACAACAACAUCAGCUUUAUUCUCCUGUUUAAUGAUGCAGAGAUCAACAUCACUGCACCAGAUGGAGAUGGACCAGUAACUCACACAGUCUCAUCUCUCACUGCUGGAACUGAAUACACAUUCACUCUCUACUCUGUGUUUGAGAACGUCAGAAGCAGUGGAGUAAAAAUUACUGCAGUUACUGGAACUCGUCAGUACAACUUUGUGAGUACACCACUGAACUGGACCGAAGCUCAGAGCUUCUGCAGACAGGUCCACACUGACCUGGCCACCGUAGAAACCAUAACUGACACCUAUGCUAUACUCAGCACCACACCAAGCUACAGAGGAAAAGCUUGGAUAGGUCUCUAUGAUGACAACUGGAGAUGGUCCCUGAGUAACAGCAGCUUCUAUGGUGAAGGAGAGACAGGGUUUAGAAACUGGGCUCCUGGACGUCCCAUGAAUCCUAAUGGACAACAGAACUGCGUGAUACUUCAAAACUACAAGUAUUCUGACUAUAUAGAUUACUACAAUGGAAAGUGGUGGAAUGUUAAUUGCAACAUCCAGUUCUACUCUGUGUGCUACAACGGUUCAGUAAAUGGCACAUCAUCCUUUGUAAAAGUCGACACACCUUUUAAUUGGACUGAAGCUCAGAGAUACUGCAGGGAGAAUUACGUCGAUCUAGCCAGCAUACGAAAUCAGGCAGAAAACGACGUCAUCACAAAGCUGGCAGCUGGGGAUGAUAUGUGGAUCGGUCUGCACUUGGAACGACUGUGGUCUGAUGGGAGCACCGUGCUGUUUCAAUACUGGGACGGUGGGCAACCAGACAGCACAGGGCAGUGUGUCACCACAGCACUCAGUAACUCAGGACGGUGGUCAGAUGAUAACUGCUCCCUCACUUUCCCGUUCAUCUGUUACUCAACAAGUAAUGCAUCUUAUUUCUACUCACAUACUGUUUAG
Molecule: messenger RNA, 2514 nt
Organism: Micropterus dolomieu (smallmouth bass)
Lineage: Eukaryota; Metazoa; Chordata; Actinopteri; Centrarchiformes; Centrarchidae
Product: C-type mannose receptor 2-like
Exons: 12
Coding region: 1-2514 (837 amino acids)
Molecular function (GO): protein binding
Source: RefSeq, a predicted model, not a curated record